Messenger RNA from Phodopus roborovskii (desert hamster), 3257 nucleotides. It is a transcript of the gene Prss12, whose product is annotated as serine protease 12. Gene Ontology annotation, cellular component: membrane; synaptic cleft; dendrite. The record is from RefSeq and is a predicted model, not a curated record. The coding region runs from base 135 to 2420 and encodes 761 amino acids. Gene Ontology annotation, molecular function: serine-type endopeptidase activity. NCBI's taxonomy places the organism in Eukaryota, Metazoa, Chordata, Mammalia, Rodentia, Cricetidae. The transcript has 11 exons. Gene Ontology annotation, biological process: proteolysis.
GCAGCCGCCCCCGAGGCCGGGACAGCAGGGCGGCGGCGCGAGCGUGGGAGGGGGCUCUAGGACUCUGCCGGCCCCGCCCCGCCCCCUCCGCGGGGACCCGGAGCCUAGCAUGGACCACACUCGGCGCCACAGCCAUGGCGCUCACCCGCUGCUUGCUGGCUGUGAUUUUAGGGGUGCUGCCUUCAGUGGCCAGUGCUGAUCCGGCUUUGCGCUCGCCCCUGCAUCGCCCGCAUACGUUCUCACCGCGUCCCCAACACGCGCACCCUCUUCCCAGCCCGUGGCGGCCACCGAGGACCCCGCGCUUCCCGCUCCCGCCACGGGUACCGGCUGCCCAGCGCCCUCAGGUCCUCACCGCCCGGCACACGCCCCCGAGGCUCCCACGAGGCUGCGGGGCAGGAGAGCUGUGGGGCAACACCACCGACCUCGGUGUCCGGUGUCUACACUGGGCAAAGGUGCCGCCCUUCUUGGAGCGGUCGCCUCCGGCUAGCUGGGCUGAGCUCCGAGGGCAGCCUCACAACUUCUGCUGGAGCCCGGAUGGAGCGGGCAGACCUUGGUGUUUCUAUCAGAAUGCCCAAGGCAAAGUGGACUGGGGCUACUGCGAUUGUAGGCAAGGCCCGGUGUUGCCCGUCAUUCGCCUUGCUGGUGGAAAUAGCGGGCAUGAAGGUCGGGUGGAGCUGUACCACUCUGGCCAGUGGGGGACCAUUUGUGAUGACCAAUGGGAUGAUGCAGACGCAGAAGUCAUCUGCAGGCAGCUGGGUCUCAGUGGCAUUGCCAAAGCAUGGCAUCACGCACAUUUUGGGGAAGGAUCUGGCCCAAUAUUGUUGGAUGAAGUACGCUGCACAGGCAAUGAGCUGUCAAUUGAACAGUGUCCAAAGAGCUCCUGGGGAGAGCAUAACUGUGGCCAUAAAGAAGAUGCUGGGGUGUCUUGUAUCCCUCUGACAGAUGGGGUCAUCAGACUUGCAGGAGGAAAAAGCAGCCACGAAGGUCGCUUGGAGGUAUAUUAUAGGGGAAAGUGGGGAACAGUCUGUGAUGACGGCUGGACUGAGAUGAACACAUAUGUGGCUUGUCGACUGCUGGGAUUUAAAUACGGCAGACAGUCCUCUGUAAGCCAUUUUGAAGGCAGCAAUGGACCCAUAUGGCUGGAUGAUGUCAGCUGCUCAGGAAAGGAAGCCAGCUUCAUUCAGUGUUCCAGGAGACAGUGGGGACGGCAUGACUGCAGCCAUAGGGAAGAUGUGGGCCUAACCUGCUACCCUGAUAGUGAUGGACACAGGAUUUCUCCAGGUUUUCCUGUCAGACUAAUGGAUGGGGAAAAUAAGAAAGAAGGACGAGUGGAGGUUUUUGUCAGUGGCCAAUGGGGAACAAUCUGCGAUGAUGGAUGGAAUGAUAAAGACGCAGCUGUGGUCUGCCGGCAGCUUGGUUAUAAGGGUGCUGCCAGAGCAAGGGCCAUGGCUUAUUUUGGCGAAGGAAAAGGACCCAUCCACAUGGACAAUGUGGAGUGUACAGGAAAUGAAAAGUCCCUGGCUGACUGUGUCAAACGAGACAUCGGAAGGCACAACUGCCGCCACAGUGAAGAUGCAGGAGUCAUCUGUGACUAUUAUGAGAAGAAAGCGUCAGGUAGUGGCAAUAAAGAAAUGCUCUCUUCAGGGUGUGGAUUGAGAUUAUUGCAUCGUCGACAGAAACGGAUCAUUGGUGGGAACAAUUCUUUAAGGGGUGCUUGGCCUUGGCAGGCUUCCCUCCGGCUGAAGUCGUCCCAUGGAGAUGGCAGGCUGUUGUGCGGAGCCACCCUUCUGAGUAGCUGCUGGGUCCUGACAGCAGCGCACUGCUUCAAAAGGUAUGGUAACAACACAAGGAGCUAUGUAGUUCGAGUUGGGGAUUAUCAUACUUUGGUACCAGAGGAGUUUGAAGAAGAAAUGGGGGUUCAACAGAUUGUGAUUCAUAGGAACUACCGGCCAGACAGCAGUGACUAUGACAUCGCCCUGGUUAGAUUACAAGGACCAGGGGAGCAAUGUGCCAGACUAAGCACCCAUGUUUUGCCAGCCUGUUUACCUCUGUGGAGAGAGAGGCCACAGAAAACAGCCUCCAAUUGUCACAUAACAGGAUGGGGUGACACAGGGCGUGCUUACUCAAGAACUCUACAACAAGCUGCUGUGCCUUUACUACCCAAGAGGUUUUGUAAAGAGCGUUACAAGGGUCUAUUUACUGGGAGAAUGCUCUGUGCUGGAAACCUCCAAGAAAACAACCGUGUGGACAGUUGCCAGGGAGACAGCGGAGGACCACUUAUGUGUGAAAGACCUGAUGAAACCUGGGUUGUAUAUGGGGUGACUUCCUGGGGGUAUGGCUGUGGAAUCAAAGAUACUCCAGGUGUUUAUACCAGAGUCCCUGCCUUUGUACCUUGGAUAAAAAGCAUUACUGGACUUUAAUAUAUGGAAAGCUCAAGAAACAGAAAACAAACUCAUGGAAAAGUAUUCAGUCUCCACAUUGGGCAUCAAGCCAGGGAAGACUCCUGAGACUCAUCCCUUCUCCAGCAGUUUUGAGGUACAGGCAGUUCAGUAUAAUAGUUUAUUAUCCUCGCCUAUUGUAUUUAUGAUUUGGUGCCCAACUAGUUAAAACCAGAUUUUACCUAUAAGACUGGCAUCUCCUUGAAAUCAGAGGCCAGAAAGUGACAAACUUGUGAGCAGAGUUACUUACUUAUCUACUUACUCACGAGUACCUUAAUAUCAAGCAAACCCUAAGGGCAUGCUUUCAGCCACCUAUAAGUUAUUACCAAAAUCAUUUUCCCAGAGCACAGUAGGAAGCCAAACUUUUAUUGUACUGUUUUGGACCACAAUGUAAGAAUGCCACCUACUGGCCCAUCCCAACAAACCCAGUUUUCUCAAGACUAAUCAGACACAAUCCAUUUUAUACUAGGGGAAAAAUGCACAUACUGCAACAACCUAAGAGAUGGCUGGUGGGAGGCUAGAUUCCAAGGAGUCCCUCCUGUGGUUGGAGAUACGGCACAUCGCACUCUUGAGUGAUGCCAGAGCCUUCUCAAAGCACAGCCCACACCUUAGGGGUGUGAAGCUUGAAUGCAUUAAUAUUCAUGUAAAACCCAAUUCUUACAGGCAGACACCUAAAGGCUUGGGGAAGUGAAUUUCUGUAAAGGCAACUGUAAUUGGAUCACCUUGUAAAUUUUAAGACCAGCAACUGGCAAAUGUAAUGAAUAGUUAAUGUCAUUUGAAUUAAGUACAAAAGCCACAUGAAAUAAAAUAUGACCCACA